This is a messenger RNA of Microcebus murinus (gray mouse lemur), 948 nucleotides long. The record is from RefSeq and is a predicted model, not a curated record. Lineage: Eukaryota; Metazoa; Chordata; Mammalia; Primates; Cheirogaleidae.
AUGUCAUCUUUUCUUAAUGUCACUUCCUCUUCUCUGAUCUUUAUCCUGACGGGAGUUCCAGGACUAGAAGUUGCUCAUGUCUGGGUCUCUAUCCCCUUCUGCUGUCUCUAUGUAACUGCCCUCUCUGGAAAUGGCAUAAUCCUAUUUGUCAUCAUCACCGAGUUGAGUCUGCAUGUAUCUAUGUACUAUUUUCUCUCUAUGCUCUCAACCACGGACCUGGGCUUGUGCAUUUCCACACUAGUCUCUACACUGGGUAUAUUCUGGUUCAACGCAAGACAGAUCAGCUUCCACGCCUGUGUUACCCAGACAUUCUUCAUUCAACUCUUUACUGUCAUGGAGUCCUCAGUGCUCCUGGCAAUGGUCUUUCGCUUCAUUGCCAUUUGUAACCCACUGAGAUAUGCUACCAUCCUGACUGACUCCAGAAUCGUCAAAGUGUGGUUUGCGAUCCUUGUCAGAGGCACAGUGAUCCUAUUGCCUUUGGCUUUGCUUCUUAAACGUCUGUCCUUCUGCCAAAGUCAUGUGCUCCACCAUUCCUACUGUUUCCAUCUGGACAUUAUCCAGCUGUCGUAUUCUGACAAUAAGAUCAACAGUGUUUUAGGGCUUACUGCCCUCAUAGUCACUGCAGGAGUGGACUCCAUCUUUAUUCUUCUCUCCUACAUCCUGAUUAUUAAGACUGUCCUAAGCAUUGCUUCCCCAGAGGAGCGGCAUAAGGCCUUUAGCACUUGUAUUUCCCACAUAGGUACUGUUGCCAUUUUCUACAUCCCUCUCAUUAGCUUGUGCUUUGACCACAGGUUUGGGAAAAGAGCCCCUCCUUAUGUGCACACUCUUAUGGCCAAUGUGUAUUUGCUUAUUCCACCAGUGAUGAAUCCCAUUAUUUACAGUGUGAAAACCAAGCAGAUCUGUAGGGCCAUUAAAAAAAUCCUCUUUCCCAAAGGAUCUGAGGUCUGA